AUGACGGACGCUCAAUUCGACAUGCGAUCUGACCGAGUGUGGUAUUAUCAAAUGGAUGACCUUUCAGACGAUCGAGAUCUCGUUGACACACAAACCACCUUAGGCUAUCUGGGAAAGCUAAAUAUGGAUGCUGAAUACAUCUCGGCAUCUAGCGCUUCGAAAUCCAGCUCUGAUCUCCCCACCACACCCAAGACCCAGUCAGUUGCUGUGAUUAAACAGCCCCAAAGCGGUUACAAACACUGCUGGGGAGAUUGGGCUCAUUGGAAGCGACUCCCGAUAGGAAUGAGAUAG
This is a messenger RNA of Penicillium hordei, 291 nucleotides long. RefSeq lists its product as uncharacterized. The transcript has 2 exons. NCBI's taxonomy places the organism in Eukaryota, Fungi, Ascomycota, Eurotiomycetes, Eurotiales, Aspergillaceae. Bases 1 to 291 code for a protein of 96 amino acids. The record is from RefSeq and is a predicted model, not a curated record.